This is a messenger RNA of Terrapene triunguis (Three-toed box turtle), 3608 nucleotides long. RefSeq names its product MCL1 apoptosis regulator, BCL2 family member (gene MCL1). Gene Ontology annotation, biological process: release of cytochrome c from mitochondria; intrinsic apoptotic signaling pathway in response to DNA damage; positive regulation of apoptotic process. NCBI's taxonomy places the organism in Eukaryota, Metazoa, Chordata, Testudines, Emydidae. Gene Ontology annotation, molecular function: protein heterodimerization activity; protein homodimerization activity; channel activity. The transcript has 3 exons. The record is from RefSeq and is a predicted model, not a curated record. Gene Ontology annotation, cellular component: mitochondrial outer membrane. Bases 21 to 980 code for a protein of 319 amino acids.
CCUGGGAAGAAGACGGCGCCAUGUUGGCGUUAAAGCGGAACGCGGUGAUCGGCCUCAACCUGUACUGCGGGGGCGGCCCGACGCUGCCCCCCUCCCCGCCGGGCUCCCCGAGCGGCGCGGGGACCCCCCCCGCCCCCGGCGCGCGGGACCCCGGCCCUCCGGCGACGCUGAUUGGCGGAGCCUCUUGGGGUGCCAACGGUCAUUCUGAGGGGGCCCGGGCGCUGAUUGGCUCCCCCGCCACCCCCCCUGCGCGGGGGGCCGGGGGGCCCCGGCCGGCCCCGCUGUGGCGGCCGGAAGAGGAACUGGACGGCUGCGACCCCGACGCCGAGAGGACGGGCCCGCCGGCGGCCGCCGCCCACGCCGACGGCUCCUUGCCCAGCACCCCGCCCGCGGAGGACGACGACGAGCUGGACGGGCUGUUCCAGGACUCGCUGGAGCUCAUCAGCCGCUACCUGCGGGAGGCCGCGGAGCUGGGCGCGCCCGGCGGCAAGACGCUCUUCAAGCGGCUGCUGAGCGGGCCGCGGGGGGCGGGCCCCGCCGCCCUGGAGAAGGCGCUGGAGACGCUGCGGAGGGUCGGCGACGGCGUCAUGGAGAAGCACCAGAUCGCCUUCCAAGGGAUGCUUCGGAAGCUAGACAUCAAGAAUGAGGAGGAUCUGAAGUCAGUGACUGCCGUUGCAACCCAUGUUUUCAGUGAUGGAGUAACAAACUGGGGUAGAAUUGUGACACUCAUCUCUUUUGGUGCCUUUGUUGCAAAACACCUGAAGAGCAUAAACCAGGAGAAUUGCAUCAACACACUAGCAGGGAUCAUCACAGAUGUGCUUGUCACAGGCAAACGAGAUUGGCUAGUUAACCAAAGAGGCUGGGAGGGAUUUGUUGAAUUCUUCCGUGUAGAGGAUCUAGAAGGUAGCAUCAGGAAUGUUCUGGUGGCUUUUGCAGGCUUUGCUGGACUGGGAGCAAGCUUGGCCUACAUGAUGCGAUGAGCCAUGGAGUGAUAUAAAUGACCUAAAUGCCAGGUGGACUAGCUCUCCUUUGCAUCUGGAGUUAGUGAACUGCACACUUCCUGCUGUGAAAAUACCUAGUACACUGUACUUCACAGGAACAUAGAGAAUAACAUCUGGGAAUCUCCUUGAGUGACUUCCCUCCCCAGAAAGGGAUAGCGUGGUGCAGUCUGACUGAGAGUACCAACAAGAGGAUUUUUUUGCUAAUGAGAACAGAAAAUGAAGCAAGUAAUACUACUUCCUUGAAGAGCCCUGUGAAAGGAUGCUAAGUACUGUUUUCAAGUGCAGUCUUGUCACUAAGGGGAACAGCUCCUAUUCUGCAAGUCAACAAAAGCACCAGCGGCUCUUACUCCGGACUACCUAGAGGCUUUUAUUAGUUUUGGUAUGAUGGCUGUAUGUGGAAUGAGUUUCAUUUCCUUAGCUCUGAGUUGUGAUCAUAGCUCAUUGGAAAUGUGGACUAGGGUCCUGUGGACCCACUAAGUCUCUUAAGUUUGUGGCUUGUGUCUUGAGUUAGAAGUGCAAAAAGGUUUAUUCUGGCUAUAACCAGAUGUACCAGCUAUGAGUGGGACUUUUGCUGAAAUAUGCCUACAUUCCAUCAGCAGUAAAAAGGGGUACAGUCCUCUUGAAAGCUGAGAAGCCUGACCUUACUGUAGCUAGUCAACUUUAACAGGCUACCAGUAGAGCUCCUUAGACCAUUAUUUGCCCCCUCUGUUAUGACUCCCAAAGAACACAUGCAGCUAUAAAGAGAGGGAGUGCAGUUGUAAGUAUGUAAAAACUUCCCAGGGGGUAGGGAGGCUGUACAGAGAACUUUGUAAAUGUCUAUAAAACUGUAAAAUAUGUACAUUUUUACAGAGAUGAUCUCUUGAGAAAGAUGGCUUGAGUGAGUCCAGAUCACUUUAUUGAAAUACUAUACUUCAGCCCAUUGCACACAGCAUUUUAUUUUUUUGCUUCUCUUUUUACUCGAUUUCCACAAAGUGUCUCUUCCUCAUGUACUCUAGUAAAACUGCUAGGCUUCUUUGGCAAAGAUCAGCCAUGUGACUGUGUUCCCCAGGACGUGCUGGCAACAGCACAAGUUUUUUUAUUAGUUUGUUUUAAUCUUUGGGUUAUUCCUGACUCUUUAAUGGAUGGGUGAGUGUUGGCUAUUUCCUAGUCACGUUUUAUUUUGACCUAUUUUUUUAGUCUUGAUUCAAAACUAAGCUAAUUUUGAAUGUAAGCAUUUUCUCAAACUAAAUAAAACUGCUACAUUGGAUUGAAUCUGCAGUUAGCACCGUGAAUCCUUAAUUUGACAUACUCAAUUCAAUCCUUCAGUAGCUAGUUCUAAGCAUUCACUCUGGACAGGCUUGCAGGGAGUAAUCUGGUAUUAGUUCAAAAAAAUUGAGCCAGUUGAUUCCCUCUCUGUAUGCACAAUAGUUUCACAUUAAAUUUUUGGUUUUCAGCAAAAUUAGAUAUAUUAGUCUUCACUGUAUAAAAUCUUGUUCAGACUGAAUUAGGGUUGAAGUGGAAGCUAAUGUAAAACAAAGCCUAGACUUUAAACAUGGUGCUAGUGUCAGGCUUGCUUGUUUACAUAAUAAAUGAGCAUCCUACUCUUGUCAAUAAAGUGGUUUUUGUUCACUUCUGCACAAUUAAAUCUUGCUGCUGUUCCUCUGCCUCGAAGCUAAGGCAGUAGCACCCCAUAACAGUAUUUUGUGGCCAAGUGUAUGCUAUGACUGUAGUGAACUUCUUUCUCCCUAAUGUGCAUGUAAUUUCCAGCCUAUUGCUACAGUGGUAGCAGAAGUCUUCAGUUAUAGUAUGAAUGAAUAUACUGUACAUGCCCAAAGUGUUCUAUGGGCCUGGGGUAGCCCAUAGCCCAUGCACAGGGCUUGUAGCUACCUAUUACCGUAGUGCAAUUUCUACUUGCAGCCAGCUGUUGCAUCAAGUCACACAGAUGACAGAGCAUUAUAGCUUUUCUAGUACUCCCUGUAAGCAGCUGCUCUAGCUGUCUUAGCAAUAGUUUCCAACUGUGAAUGAGGAGGUGUCAAGACAAAUCCCUAACAUCCUGUCCAUAGUACAGAAGUUGUGAGAACCCUUGCUCAUGUUGAUCCAGGAUUGUGUGUUAGUAAGGAAACACUCACAUUCAUCUCCAGCACUUUAAAUCUCAACGAGUUCAGCAGAUCACAACUAUCUUUAAAAGGAGAAGGGGGAAAUCUUUCUUCACUGAGCAGCUCAAUUUACCUCUUCAACAGUCGCAUACAAGAGUUCAGCUAAACAUCACUGGGGGCUACAUAGAAAGUGCUAACAGCUGCACUCAGAGGCUCAACCACAAAGGGAGAGGCUAAUUCAACAGUUGCAGUAACAUUUCACAAAUAGCCUUUAAUCUUGAGAGUUUUUGUUUAAGCUUGGAUGGGGUUAGUCUCUUUAGCCCUGCCCUGACAUUCAGGCAGGGACCAGACAAUGUGUACAACUGAAAUACUUGUUCCUUUUCUUCCCCCUCUGCCCAGCCCCCAGAAGUGCAAUAGCCUUCACCAAACGGGCAUAGCUUUUCAAGGGUGUAUUAGAUUCCAACUAUUCUGCAAUUAUGCCUGCCUGCUUUUCUGUAGACUGUUCCCUCCUAAAAUAAAUCAUGCAAAUAUA